Molecule: messenger RNA, 408 nt
Organism: Diversispora eburnea
Lineage: Eukaryota; Fungi; Glomeromycota; Glomeromycetes; Diversisporales; Diversisporaceae
Source: the annotation of a GenBank genome assembly
AUGCUUUGUCCAGAAAUUAAAGUCGGAACUUUACUUUGUAACAGUUACUAUUGUGCAAUUAAAACGAAAGAAUAUCAUCGAUUAGUUGAUAAUUCAAAAUCAGUUGAAGAGUUAAAAAUAGAAAUUCAAGAAUUAAAAACUCAAUAUCUGCAGAACCGGGAUCAAAAUCUUUGUGGUUUUUUUGAUCUUAUUUUUCAAUCUAUGAAUCCUAAAACAGAAGGGUUAAAAACAAAAGAAGCUUUAAAACAAAAGGUUAUGUUACUUCGCUAUCAAAUGGCAGCAUUAAGUAAUAAACAAGUUGGUGGGAGGAAAAAUGUUAUUGGACUUUAUAUGGCCAGCAACUGUCCGGCUAUCGGUGAUGCUAAAAAUGCUUUCCGAUGGAGCGAUAAUAGUGUUUCCAAAAUUUGA